GAAACCAGAUACCUCCCUGACAGUUCUCAAACGCGGUAGCUAAUACCACAAGCAUUUGGGGAUCUCGAUUGAUGCAACUGCCCAGCUGAAAGCGAUAGGAAAUUGUCCCAACAAUAGUACUUAGCGUUCGCUCCUUACGGAAUUUGAAAAGAACAUCGACUUCACUGAAGAGGGAUAUUUUACAUCCAUAGCUAGCUAGCAAAUAAUCCAUUUAUUUACCACUAGCUCUCUAUCUUAGUGAAAGACAUGUAGCUAGCAUUUUUUUCUAUUUUAAAGGGAUAGCUUUGGAAUUAUUUUUCCACGGUGAUCUACAUUGCGCUGUGACUAGUUAUCCCGCUGGAUCUUGAGGUUCUUGUCUUCUCACCCCGCGUGUCAGAGAAUCCUUGCUCGUUGACCCGGCAACCAGACCAUUUCUUCUAGACGCAGUGUUGUAAGGUUAUUGUUAACGGGGUUUUUUUGUUCAUCAGAAGAACGACAUUUGAAAGCACAUGCACAUGUCAGGCAAAAUUGACACCUUUAGAAACGGUAAAUUUGGUAAUCUUGGAGGAAUUGGGUGAUGCUAAAUUAUGUUUUGCGUGGACAAUGCUAUGAGAUGUGACUCGAUUGGAAUAAAGGUACACUGAUUUGCCAAUCAUCCGCAACGCUGAAAGCUUCUCCGGACAUAAUCAUGACGAGGAGUUUAAGAAGACUCGUGCAUUUAGUGUUGUUUUGCCCAUUGUCGAAAGGCUUACAGAGUCGUCUCCCAGCCAUCAAGGUGAAGUACCUAUUCCUGGCGUGGCUGGGUAUCCUCGUGGGAAGCUGGGUGAUUUACAUGCAUUACUCAACCUACUCCGAGCUCUGCCGUGGACAUGUCUGUCACAUGGUCAUAUGUGACCACUACAGGAGGGGAAUCAUUUCUGGCUCAUCCUGCAAGUCCCUGUGUGAGCAGAACACCCUGACACUGCAGAGCUGCAUGUCCACCUCCCCCACCCAUCAGGUGUAUGGUGGAGUCUGGAAGGAGAAGCCAGUGAUUAUAAAGUGUGGUAUUGAGGAGACACUUAGGGGUGAUGGGAGUCCGGACUCUGUGCUCCGACAAGAGAUGACACUCUUUGAUAAACCAACCCGGGGCACGUCCAUGGAUGAGUUCCGAGAAAUGCUUCACAAUUUCCUCAAGUCAAAUCUGGGGGAGCAGCCCUCACUGGGAACGCUGGUGGGACGCAUCAUCACCCUGGCUGAUGUCAACCAGGACGGGAAGGUGUCUCUGGCGGAGGCCAAGUCGGUGUGGGCCCUGCUCCAGGUCAACGAAUUUCUCCUAAUGGUGGCACUGCAAGAGAAGGAGCACACACCGAAGCUACUGGGCUUCUGUGGCGACCUGUACGUCACAGAGCGUGUGGGCCACAGCUCCCUCUACAGGCUGGAGGUUCCGCGGUACCUGCAGCCGCUGGUCCCCACCGCCCUCAGCACCAGCUUGAACCAGUGGCUGGCGCCGGCCUGGCCCCGGCGCGCCCGCAUCACCAUCGGCCUCCUGGAGUUCGUGGAGGAGGUGUUCCACGGCUCCUACGGCAGCUUCUUCAUGUGCGACGCCAGCCCGCGCCACGUGGGCUACAACGGCAAGUACGACUGCAAGAUGGCCGACCUGCGCAGCGUGGCCUCGGAGAUGGCGGUGCGGGGUUUCCUGAAGGGCCGGCGCUGCGAGACCAACAUCGACUGCACCUACGGCAAGGACUGCACGGCCACCUGCGACAAACUGGUGAAGCAGUGCAACACCGAGGUGGUGCAGCCCAACCUCGCCAAGGUAUGCCAGCUCCUCCAGGAGUACCUGCUCUUCGGGGCCCCGCCCGACCUGCGGCAGGACCUGGAAAAGCAGCUACGCACCUGCGUGACGCUCAGCGGUCUCGCCAGCCAGAUGGAAGUGCACCACUCCCUUGUCCUCAAUAACCUCAAGACCCUUCUGUGGAAGACGAUCUCCAACACAAAAUACUCCUGAAGCACAACGAGGUCCCCACUAGACCCCCCUCACUCUUUUCAGGAUUUUUUUAUAAAGACAGCUGAUCAUCUGUAGUAUUACCAUUAUUAUACACUAAAAUGAAAAUGUAUUAAAUUCAGCAGCUCCCCCAUUUCAUCAUACAUUAAGUUAUUCGCCAGAAUAUUUUGAAGGGAAAAAUGAACUAUCCUUUUUUGUGAACUAGAGGAAUUGCAAGAAAAGUGCAUUAUUCUAGAUUGAUCUCUUUUUUCAACUAACAACCUUAAGUGUUGUUUUUUUAGUGUUUGUCAAAGGAAAAACCAUGAAUUGUUUUUGAUUAACUAUCUGUUAAGCUUCCUCAGGGCCAUGCCUGUAUGGUGUUUAUUUAUGGUCUUGGUAAAGCAAAGCCUUUAGUUUCCAUAAAAUGUAUAACAAUGGACAAA
Conger conger (European conger) is the source of this 2385-nucleotide messenger RNA. RefSeq names its product divergent protein kinase domain 1B (gene dipk1b). The transcript has 5 exons. The record is from RefSeq and is a predicted model, not a curated record. Lineage: Eukaryota; Metazoa; Chordata; Actinopteri; Anguilliformes; Congridae. The coding region runs from base 668 to 1966 and encodes 432 amino acids.